Messenger RNA from Cuscuta campestris, 2464 nucleotides. The record is from the annotation of a GenBank genome assembly. Lineage: Eukaryota; Viridiplantae; Streptophyta; Magnoliopsida; Solanales; Convolvulaceae.
ACACUCAAAUAAAUAGUUUAUUGCUAUUUAUUUUUGAUUGGGUUUUACAAAUAAAAAAAAAUUAAGAAAGAAUCAUGGUAACUAUUCGAGCCGACGAAAUUAGUAAUAUUAUCCGUGAGCGUAUUCAACACUAUACUAAAAAAAUAAAUAUUUUAAAUACUGGUACCGUCCUUCAGGUUGGGGAUGGCAUUGUACGUAUUUAUGGUCUUGAUGAAGUAAUGGCAGGGGAAUUAAUAGAAUUUGAAGAGGGAACAAAGGGGAUUGCUCUUAAUUUGGAAUCAAAGAAUGUUGGUGUCGUUUUAAUGGGUGACGGGUUGAGGAUAAAAGAAGGAGGUUCGGUAAAGGCAACAGGACAAAUUGCUCAGGUUCCCGUCGGUGACGCCUAUUUGGGUCGUGUUAUAAAUGCCCUGGCUACCCCAAUUGAUGGUAGGGGCGAAAUUUUAUCUUCGGAAUUUAGAUUAAUUGACUCCCCCGCUCCAGGGAUUCUUUCGCGUCGUUCCAUAUAUGAGCCUCUUCAAACAGGGCUCAUUGUGAUUGAUUCAAUGAUACCCAUAGGACGUGGCCAGCGAGAAUUAAUUAUUGGAGAUCGACAAACUGGUAAGACGGCAGUCGCGACAGAUACAAUUCUCAAUCAACAAAGUCAAAAUGUUAUAUGUGUUUAUGUUGCUAUUGGACAAAAGGCAUCUUCUGUCGCCCAAGUAGUUACUACCUUACAGGAAAAGGGAGCCUUGCAAUAUACUAUUGUGGUAGCUGAAAUGGCGGAUUCCGCCGCUACACUACAAUAUCUCGCCCCUUAUACAGGAGCAGCCUUGGCUGAGUAUUUUAUGUAUAAGGAAAGACACACUUUAAUAAUUUAUGAUGAUCUUUCCAAACAGGCCCAAGCUUAUCGCCAAAUGUCUCUUUUAUUACGCAGACCACCUGGUCGCGACGCGUACCCAGGAGAUGUGUUUUAUUUGCACUCAAGGCUUUUGGAAAGAGCUGCCAAAUUAAGCUCAAAGUUAGAAUUAGAAGCCUUUGCACAAUUUGCUUCUGAUCUUGAUCAAGCUAGUCAAAAUCUAUUGGCAAGAGGUCAACGUUUACGCGAAUUACUUAAACAAUCACAAUCCGCUCCUCUUACGACCGCAGAGCAGAUAAUGAGUAUUUAUGCUGGAAUAAAUGGUUAUCUUGAUUCAUUAGAACUUGGUCAGAUCGGCAAAUUUCUUCGUGAGUUAUCUGAUUACUUAAAGGUUAAUAAACCUAGGUUUCAAGAAAUAAUAAAUUCGACUAAGACAUUUACUGAGGAAGCAGAAGCCAUUUUGAAGGACACUAUUCCGUCGGAAAAGGAUCGAUUUCUACAGGAAGUUGAAGCUAUGGCAAUCCUCAAGGGUCUCGAAUGGAAUUGGGAUGAUGCAUAUGAUGGGUACACACAUUCGGUAGAUACAGAGAGAAUGGGGAUGGAUUGUUACAGCUUAUUGAAUGUGGAGAGGACGGCGACGGAGGAGGACCUGAAGAAGGCUUACAGGAAGCUGGCCAUGAAAUGGCAUCCGGACAAGAACCCUAACAACAAGCUCGAAGCCGAAGCCAUGUUCAAGCAGAUCUCCGAGGCCUAUGAGGUACUGAGUGAUCCACAGAGAAGGCAAGUGUAUGAUCAAUAUGGUGAGGAGGGGCUUAAAGACAUGCCAGCACCCGGUUCUUCAAACGGCCCAUCCGGAUUCCAAAACGGGUUCAAUCCACGAAAUGCAGAAGACAUCUUUGCAGAGUUCUUCGGAAGCAGCCCAUUCGGGUUUGGAUCCGGCGGAGGAGGAGGAAGUGGAAGAUCGUCAAGCAGGUUCACAUCUUACAACGGAGGAGGAGGGAAUUCUUCCACUUCUGCCACCAGUGCUACUAGUGGUGAUGGUGGGAAUGGAAAAGUGAAACCGGAUCCAGUUGAGACUAAAUUGAGCUGCAGCCUUGAAGAGCUCUACUCUGGCUCAACUAGGAAGAUGAAAAUUUCUCGAACCGUCCUUCUUCCGAAUGGGAGAUUAGGUGAAGAAUCAGAGAUACUAUCCAUUGAUGUAAAGCCAGGGUGGAAGAAAGGGACAAAGAUAACAUUCCCAGGCAAAGGCAACGAGCAGCCGAACCAGCUCCCGGCAGACCUGGUUUUCGUGAUCGAUGAGAAGCCGCACCCGGUUUUCAAGAGAGACGGCAACGACCUGACGGCCACCGUGAGAAUAACCCUAGCAGAGGCGAUCGGGGGGACGUCGGUGAACUUGACGGCGUUGGACGGGAGGAGAGUGGCGGUCCCGGUGACAGAGGUGGUGGGGCCCGGACAUGAGAUAGUGGUGGAAGGAGAAGGCAUGCCCAUCGCCAAGGAGCCGGGGAAUAGGGGCGACUUGAAGGUGUCGUUCGACGUUAAGUUUCCGGCGAGGUUGACCGCCGAGCAGCGGGCGGCGCUCAAGUUGGCCUUACCUGCUUGACUUGAAUUGAAUGAAUUGAUUGUGGAUAU